Messenger RNA from Dioscorea cayenensis subsp. rotundata (Guinea yam), 472 nucleotides. Its product is annotated as zinc finger protein 2. Lineage: Eukaryota; Viridiplantae; Streptophyta; Magnoliopsida; Dioscoreales; Dioscoreaceae. Gene Ontology annotation, biological process: negative regulation of abscisic acid-activated signaling pathway. The record is from RefSeq and is a predicted model, not a curated record. The coding region runs from base 12 to 413 and encodes 133 amino acids. The transcript has a single exon.
AUAUCCUUGGCAUGAAAGUCAUGGAGUAUAACAACAAGAAGAGCAAGAGUAGUAUGAUUGAAGAGUUGAACCUUGACCUUGGGCUUGAUCAACCAGCUGCAUAUCUUCCACCAGAACCAGCUAGAAUUUUCUCAUGCAACUACUGCCAAAGAAAGUUUUAUAGCUCACAAGCCUUGGGAGGACAUCAAAAUGCUCAUAAGCUUGAGAGAAGUCUUGCUAAGAGAAGCCGGGAUUUGAGUAUCAGUACUUUCCGGCCUCAUUCGGCCGGCUCUUCUUCUCGAGCCGGGACCGAAGAAAAUUAUUAUGGUGCUACUCUUGGGAGGAUUGAGAGGAGGGAAGCUUCUUCUCCGGCGUGGCCCGGGAGGUAUCGAAGGCCUGAAGAUGAUGAACUUGACUUAUCACUCCGGCUAUGAUUCUAUGAAAAUGAAUCAAUUAGUGAAUGAAUUAAUGAAUGAAGCUUGUUGUUGUUGUU